AUGCCCCCACGAACAAUCUACCUAAUAACCUCCCGCCCAAACCCCACCCACCGCUCUCACUUCGCCAUCUUCAUCCCAACACCGCACCACCAAACCGGCACCCUGAUCCACGCAACCGGCGCCCCAAAAGCAGGCUACACCCUCGAGUUCAAACGCAACCACUGCCCCGCCGCCGACACGCAAGAAAAAUACACCGUCUUCCCCAUCGGCGAGAUAGACUCGGACAAAAUCGUCGACAGCCCGGCAGGCGAUAGCGCCAAGCGCAGCGAUUGCGUGCCGCGUGGUGCGGUCGAGGACGCAGCGGCGAGGGUCGCGAUGCCGGGGAUUAGUGAGAACUUUUUGGCGCCGGUCACUGAUGUGGGUGUUUUCGUUCCUGUUGCUAUUUUGGGUUGA
This is a messenger RNA of Penicillium verhagenii, 393 nucleotides long. RefSeq lists its product as uncharacterized. The coding region runs from base 1 to 393 and encodes 130 amino acids. The transcript has a single exon. The record is from RefSeq and is a predicted model, not a curated record. Lineage: Eukaryota; Fungi; Ascomycota; Eurotiomycetes; Eurotiales; Aspergillaceae.